AUGACUUCUAAUUCUUUGUCUCACUGUUGCACUACCGGCUCUCUCCACGAUGGUGAAGCCAAGGGUGAAAUCAAGAACAUCGGAGAUAUCUCAACAUACUUCGCAUACCCCUCCAACAAAUCCACCGAACAUGCCAUCCUCAUCUUAACAGAUGUGAUAGGCCAUAAAUUCAUCAAUGCCCAGCUGAUCGCAGACCAAUUCGCGGGCCAGGGGUACUUCGUCGUCAUGCCAGAUUUAUUCAACGGCGACACUGUCCCGCUCAACCGACCGGAGGGCUUCAACAUUAUGGACUGGGUAAAGAACCACAUGACACUACAGACAGAUCCAAUUAUCGAUGCAGUGCUUAAGGAGAUGCGCGAGAAUCUGGGUUGUAAACGUAUCGGUGGCGUCGGCUAUUGUUUUGGCGGGAAGUAUGUUUGUCGAUAUCUCAAGCCAGGUAAAUUGGAUGUUGGAUUCACGGCACAUCCGACGAUGGUCGAGGCGGAUGAAUUGAGGGGUAUAGAAGGACCGCUUAGUAUUGCGGCUGCUGUGCGAGACUUUGUCUUCACAACUGCCAAACGGCAUGAGAGUGAGGAAAUCCUGGAUAGUUUAGAUUUUCCUUAUCAGAUCAAUAUGUUCUCCGAUGUGGAACAUGGCUUUGCUGUUCGCUGUGACUUGUCGAAGCCUCGGCAGAAGUUUGCGAAAGAGCAGGCUUUUAGCCAGGCUGUGGCUUGGUUUGACCAGUACCUUAAGGAUUGA
Messenger RNA from Penicillium subrubescens, 738 nucleotides. RefSeq lists its product as uncharacterized. The transcript has 3 exons. Gene Ontology annotation, molecular function: hydrolase activity. Bases 1 to 738 code for a protein of 245 amino acids. The record is from RefSeq and is a predicted model, not a curated record. Lineage: Eukaryota; Fungi; Ascomycota; Eurotiomycetes; Eurotiales; Aspergillaceae.